GUAUGUUCUUAAGUUCACUGUAUAUUUAGAAUCAAAACAAAAAUUAGCAUAUGGAUGUCUGUUUUAGUGUUGGAUGAAGCGGUGUAAUAUAACUAAUAUACAAUAAGUGAUAAAUGACUUCACUACUAGUUAAGUUUCUCAUCUUCUCAGCCAUACUUCCAUUGCUGUCGUUCGCGAAAAAUGGAAGUAAAAGCCAGCCAAAUUCCUGCUUUUGCAAGCUACAUGGCGAGGUAGAUGACUGCUCCUGUAAGGUGGAGAAUUUGGACUCACUGAACAACAAAAAGAUCUACCCCAUCCUAAAAAGCCUACUACAGCGGGACUACUUUAGGUAUUUUAAGGUGAAUUUACUGAAGCCUUGUCCAUUCUGGUCUGAUGACAGCCGGUGUGCUCUAAAAGACUGCCAUGUCCAAUCCUGUUCUGAGGAUCAGGUGCCAGAAGGAUUAAAGGAAAAUGGAAACCCAAAGGAAAUCAAUAAGUACUCAGAAGAAGCUCAAAAAGAUCCAGAAAACUGUGACCAGGAGAGAGAACUCAGUGCUUUAGAUAGGACCAUUAGUGCUGAAAGGAUGGAGGCCUUUAAGAAUUGGACUCGUCAUGACGACAAGCAAGAGACCUUUUGUGAAAUAGAUGAUGAUAAUACCCCUGACUGUCAGUAUGUAGACCUCCUGUUAAAUCCUGAGCGGUACACUGGCUAUAAAGGAGCUUCCCCUCACAGGAUCUGGAACAGUAUAUACGAGGAGAACUGCUUCAAGCCAGAGGGAGCUGUGUACGGGUCAAAGAAGACGCUAGCAGGCUCUUUGGAAGGUCUAUGUCUGGAGCAGCGAGCUUUCUAUAGACUUAUCUCAGGACUUCACACCAGCAUCAACCUUCAUCUCUGUAACGAGUACCUCUAUCCUUCAAAAAAUUUAUUGUCAGCACCAGAGUUCAAACCAAAUACUGAGGAGUUUAUUAAGCGAUUUGACCCUAAAGCAACUAAAGGUCAAGGACCACAACGUCUGAAAAACCUGUAUUUCACCUAUCUCGUAGAACUGCGAGCCCUGGCCAAGGCUGCACCAUAUUUAGAAGAGGAAGAUUUUUUUACGGGCAAUCCAGCCGAGGAGACUGACGUUAAGGAAGGAAUCAAAGACUUACUUAAAGUCAUCAAGUCAUUUCCAGACCAUUUUGAUGAAAGCAACCUUUUCAAAGGAGAUCCAAAGGUGGCAAAGAAACUUAAGACUGAAUUCCGAGAGCAUUUUAGAAAUAUUUCCCGUAUCAUGGACUGUGUUGGAUGUGACAAGUGUAAGCUGUGGGGAAAAUUACAGGUACAAGGUAUGGGGACAGCUCUGAAGAUUCUUUUCUCUGGAGAUAGUAUUGGAUUGCAGUCUACAGUUAAUGCCAAUCACAAACAAAAGUUCCAGCUCAGGAGAUCAGAAAUCGUUUCUCUGGUCAAUGCUUUUGGAAGACUGUCCAGUAGUAUCCACACUAUAGAAAAAUUCCGUAAGUUGACAAGCUGACCAAUGGAGGACAUUGCUGCAUGCCCAGGGUAACUCUGGAAUCUCCUGAUGCCUGAUAUUAACAGUCUACAACAAUGGAUCUCAUUCACUGCAUAGGAGCUAUCACUGUAAAGCUGGAGAUGUUGGCAAGAUUAUUUAUUCUGUUCAAUAUUUGGAAGCUUAUUCAACUGUUUCCAAUCUAGGUUCUAGCUCUUGUAGAGUG
Saccostrea cuccullata (small rock oyster) is the source of this 1692-nucleotide messenger RNA. Its product is annotated as ERO1-like protein beta. Gene Ontology annotation, biological process: protein folding in endoplasmic reticulum. Gene Ontology annotation, molecular function: FAD binding; thiol oxidase activity; protein-disulfide reductase activity. The record is from RefSeq and is a predicted model, not a curated record. The transcript has 16 exons. Gene Ontology annotation, cellular component: endoplasmic reticulum membrane; endoplasmic reticulum. The coding region runs from base 114 to 1490 and encodes 458 amino acids. Lineage: Eukaryota; Metazoa; Mollusca; Bivalvia; Ostreida; Ostreidae.